Moneuplotes crassus is the source of this 2940-nucleotide messenger RNA. The record is from the annotation of a GenBank genome assembly. Lineage: Eukaryota; Ciliophora; Spirotrichea; Euplotida; Euplotidae.
AUUUUGAGACAAAUGGAGGCCAAAGACAACCCUUUGUUCCAGAGAUUAAUGAAGAAACACCAGAAAUUAUCAUUCUCAAGCUCGGAUGAGUCUGAAAAUAGCUCGAAUGGGGACAUGAGUGAUGAAGAGAAGGAAGUAAAUAUAGAAAAUGUGGGAAAAGAGAAAAAGGAGGAAGAAAUGGAUGUUUUAGAGGAUAACAAUAAGGAAAAUUUUAAUACUAAUAACUUGGAUGGUAAGCAUGAAGAGGAGCAGGAUGGAGAAGGAAAAAUUACAAUUGCGGAUUUAUUAGAAGAUGUUCAAUCAUAUCAACCAAAGGAUAACAAAAUGGAUGAAGUCUUUAACUUCGAGCCAGAAAACAAAUCUGAUACUCAUAAUCAGCCCUCAGAAGACGAAAAAUCCAAUAGCAAAUCAGAAGACCAUACCUCCCAUCACGACUCCGAUAAUGUUUCCAGCACAACUUCAGAAAACGACGAAAUAGAACAUAAGUUCCAAGAAGACCUUAAAAAAUCACAGAAUAUCAACAAUUCCUGCAACAACUCCAAUGAUGAGGAAGAGAAAGAGUCUCCACAAAAGAAAAAUGCAGACAAUUUUCAAAAAGAUGACCUGGACUCUGAAAUGACAUCGAUAAUUCCAGAAGACACCCCUUCCAAAAUGUCAGACAUGAACACAGAGGAGCCUAAGAUAGCUGGAAUAGAAACCCUCAAUAGCCUCUUUCAAAAGCAUGACGAGGGCUUAGAAGCCCUUUUCCAAGCAAAAUCUGACAAAGAAGAAUCUGACAAAGAUCAAUCAGAUAGCGAGGAAAGCUCCUCUUCAAGUUAUGAUGACACAGAAAGAGUAGAGGAAAAGAUCAAAGAGAAGCAAGCAAAGCAGAAUCUGCCUGCUUCUAUAGGCAACCCUCAAGUUAAUCCAAAGUUCGACAAGAGCAUUCCUGUUCAUGACAAAAUGAUGCAGCUUUAUUUCAAAGCUGAUGAAUACAUAGAAGAAGCUAGUUGAGAGCAGUCUCUGCUCUCAACAGCCAGAGUUGAUGUCCCGGCGAGCCCUGAGAAGCACAACAUCACUGAAGAGGAAGAAAGCGAAAUUCCUCUAGAUUUUAGCAGGAUUUCUCCAGAUGACGAUAAAGUUCAGUUCAAAUAAAGAACUGGAAAUCGGGUCCAAUUUCCUCUCAGAAUCAGAGGAAAAGCCCUCUGCAAUCAAGAAAUCAUUCAACUAUGACCAGCCUGCUGGUGAGAAAUUCAGGAAGCUGAACUACUCCGAUAGUGAAGAUGGAGAGUUUUACAAGAAUGACUUCCAACAGAAGAUGCAAGAGGAUCCCGAGGUUCAGGAUACCAUGCAACAGUUUUUUGGGUAUGAGAAAGUAGACAAACCCAUCCCAUAUGUCCCGGAAAAAGCGUCUGAACAUCCUAAGAGAUGUUACAACAAGAAAUCUGAUGCUCUCCUUAAUAUGGCUAAGAUUAUGACUAACUAUAAACGAAUUCAAAUGCUGCACUGCUUCAAGAAGCUCAACCUAGAAGUAGUAGUCGGGAAGUACACCCACAAAAUACAAAGUGCAGCUGCCAUGGUUGACAAGAUGUCUAAAUUUUCCAGAAACUUCAUAGCAAUUAAUUCGCUUAGUUCAGUCUUCAAAAAGAAAAGUAUCAAAAAUCUUGCUAAAAGAUUCCAGCAUUGGAAAUGCUUAACAAAAUUGUCCUCUCAGAGCCAAAAGGAGAAAACUCAGGAGCUUCACAGUGAGUCAGAGCAAAAGAUUUUGAAUGCAUACAAAGAUUCAGUAGCAAAGCUUGAAAUGAUAGAGCAACAAUACUCUCAAGAGAACAAUAAGCUCAGGAACCAGCUUCAAGGAGCCCUAAAGGAAGUCGAUUCACAAAAGAGCCUAAUCACAACCCAGAAAAAGACGAUAAAGAACCUUGAAAGUCUGUCAAACACUGUUUCAGAGGCGGUCUGCCCUAGGUGAAAUAUUUCCCUAGAGGACUCGAUGGUCCUCAAACAUGAAGAUAUGCACGAAGUUGAUAAAGACAAGAUUCAGAAACUUGAGCAAGCUCUACAACAAAAAGAUCGAGAAAUGAACAACAUAUUCAAACAUCUUGAGGAGAAGAAUCACCAUGAGCGUAUGUUUAAGCAAGAAAUUCACAUGAAGAACCAGCAGAUUAUCCAAAUGGAGAAGGAACGGUUCGGUAUCAUCAAUGAAAACAAGCAGCUCCGGAUAGAAAGAACUAAUUUCUCUGAACAACUCAAGAUCUUACAAGACAGCAUCAAGAAUUUGAAAAAGUCAAAGCUAAAAGAUGACAAGCUAAUGAUUGAUGCCUACAUUCAAACUGGGUCUAAAGUGGUCGAUGCCUGCACCCAGUCGGAAGAAUUCAAGGUACAAGAGGAAAUUCCAAGACCAAAAAUCCCUUCAGAAGCUCCAUCAAACUUAAAAAGAGGGGGGAUCGCAAGAAAAAAUAGCAAAAGAGGCAUGAAAAGACCUCCUUCAAAACUUUCAUUUUCGAAGAAUUCACCUCCUUCAGUCCCAGAGAGUCCUUCUCCAAGUAAUUUCAGUCAUACAACUGCUGGAAGAGACUCAGAGACUCUUGCGAAUGAACUGAUCUUGCUAAAUCGAGAAGUCUCAAACCUCAAAGCCCAGCUGAGGAAGAGCCUGAAAUCCAUGAAAUUGCUUGAAAAGGAAAAGAAUACUCUAAGUAAAAACUAUGAAACCAAGCAAAAGAACUAUGACAUCCUCAAAGAAGAGGCUGAGGCACUCAUGGAGACAUUGUCUACUGAUAAAUACAAGAAGAUUAGAGUGAUAGAGUCAGAGAAAAACAAGUACCAAAAAUUAGCCCAAGAGCUCCAGAAGGCCAUCUCCAGAGAACAUGAGAUGAGGGAAAUUCAAGAUCAGCAUAUCGCUGAGCUAGAAAAUAGACUGAGAGCAUCUCAAAAUUAAUAAUUCAGAUAUUUCAACAAUUCUUA